Rhincodon typus (whale shark) is the source of this 1240-nucleotide messenger RNA. Its product is annotated as TAF11 RNA polymerase II, TATA box binding protein (TBP)-associated factor. The record is from RefSeq and is a predicted model, not a curated record. The transcript has 3 exons. Gene Ontology annotation, biological process: transcription initiation at RNA polymerase II promoter; RNA polymerase II preinitiation complex assembly. The coding region runs from base 216 to 626 and encodes 136 amino acids. NCBI's taxonomy places the organism in Eukaryota, Metazoa, Chordata, Chondrichthyes, Orectolobiformes, Rhincodontidae. Gene Ontology annotation, molecular function: protein heterodimerization activity; transcription coactivator activity. Gene Ontology annotation, cellular component: nucleus; transcription factor TFIID complex.
UUGCAAGGAAAUAUUUUUCACAAUGCUAAACCUGUUAGACCUCUCCUCCCAGGAAGUAGUUAGAGAAUCUGUUGUGAACUUCUAAUGCAAUUAUGUCUUUUCUUAAAUAAAACAAACCUGAAAUUAUACACAGUAUUCUACAUGUGGUCUUAUAAAAGCCCUGUACAACUACAGCAAAAGAUCACCAGUUAUAUAUUACAUUCUCUUUGCAAUAAAUGGCAACUCCUGUUAACGUUAACUUUGACAAUGACAAUUCAAAAAAUUCACUGAAGCCAACAUGUAUUUUAAAGGAGUUCUUUUAUUUUAACAGGAUCCUGGUUUCGUCCUUUUCAGAAGAGCAGUUAAACCGCUAUGAGAUGUAUCGUCGCUCUGCCUUUCCCAAAGCUGCCAUUAAAAGGCUGAUCCAGUCAAUCACAGGCUGCUCGGUAUCUCAAAAUGUAGUGAUUGCCAUGUCUGGUAUUUCUAAAGUCUUUGUGGGUGAAGUAAUGGAAGAAGCUCUGGAUGUUUGUGAUAAGUGGGGAGAAACUCCACCUUUGCAGCCAAAGCACAUGCGGGAGGCAGUGAGAAGACUUAAAUUACGUGGACAGAUUCCAAACACGAAGUACAAGAAGGUUUCAUUUCAUUAAGAGGAAUCCAGCACCAGUGAACAUUGCCACUAUAUGUAUAGAUUUGAAUGUACAUGGAAUAUUUUGACUGCAUGUGUGGAAGCUUGUUUUCUUCUAAAUGGGUCAGCCUUAAGUGCUGUUACUUGAACCAGAUUUCCAGUUGUUACUUUGAUCAAUAAUCUUUUUCAAAUUAAAAGGGAACCAAAACAUAUUUCUGGGAUAAGCAGUUUUCUAGAGUCUAUUAAUGUUCAGCAAGCUGUUGACAUGCAGCAGACACUAGUGACGAAAGAUUUUACAUUGUGGCCAGUACAUCCCUACAUUACACACAGCCAAGGGGGAAAGAGAGAUCCUACAAUCAGCUGUUGAACUUUUUUCUAUAUAUGUAGAUAGGUGAACAUUUGUAAAUAAAAAUUAGAAACUAGAUGUGCUUGUAAAUACAAUCUGGGCAGUUCAGAUUGUAACAGUUUUAUACUACAAAUAAUGUGUUUUGGAUUUAUGCACCGAAGUAAGUAACAAACAAGUUGCCUCAUUGGGUAUUUGCUUAUCCUACAAGUCAUUGUAUUUCAUUGUUUCUGAUGUAAUGUACAAAAUAUACAAGAUAAAUAACCUUGAUAAUAAAGUCCAUGCACAACUCA